This is a messenger RNA of Aegilops tauschii subsp. strangulata, 597 nucleotides long. The record is from RefSeq and is a predicted model, not a curated record. NCBI's taxonomy places the organism in Eukaryota, Viridiplantae, Streptophyta, Magnoliopsida, Poales, Poaceae.
AUGCCUCCUGAGGCCGGCUCCGGCCCUUCUGCCGCCGGGGCCCGCGUGCCCACUCCUCAGGUCCCGGCGCUGUCAGGCUUCAAGCUCCCCAAGCGGAAAUAUGUUGCAGUGGAGCGCCACCGCCGGCCCGCGCGGCACGCAGCCGGCCCGCGGGGCCCGUCCGCUGCCGCUGCUGGCCCGAGCCGGCGCGCCUUCCGCGCCCCGAGCACCCCGUCACCGGACCCGACGCCGCCCCGCGCCGACGCCCCAUCGCCGCCCGCCGCCGCCUCCGCCGGACCCGACGCCGCCCCGCGCCGAUGCCCCAUCGCGCCCGCCGCCGCCUCCGCCGGACCCGACGCCGCCCCGUGCCGACGCCCCAUCGCCGCCCGCCGCCGCCUCCGCCGGCCAGCGCCGCCCCGCCUCCGUCGCCACCUGCCGCCGUGCCUCGCCGCCUUCGCCGCCCCUCCGCUCCAGCGCCGCCGCCCGGCGAGAUCCGGCGGGAUCCGCCGCCCCGACCUGCCGGCGACCCUCCCCCGUCGUCCUCCGGCGCUGCCCCGUCCUCCGGCGACCCAGCUCCGGCCGUCCUCGGCUCCCAUGCCCGAAACCCUAGAUCCAUAA